AUGCCCGUGACUGUCUGUACCAAUUGGCUAUUGCACUUGAUGCCCGUGACUGUCUGUACCAAUUCGGCUAUGUCAUUGCAUGCUCGUGACUGUCUGUACCAAUUCGGCUAUGUCAUUGAUGAGGACAUUGAAAAGAGUGCAGGUUGUGACAGCUUCCUGUGGAAGCUUCCCUGUGAAAGGCCUGUUUGUAAAGGAUUGGAUUUUGAUAGAGCAUUUUUGGCCUGUUUGUAG
Rodentolepis nana is the source of this 231-nucleotide messenger RNA. Lineage: Eukaryota; Metazoa; Platyhelminthes; Cestoda; Cyclophyllidea; Hymenolepididae. The record is from the annotation of a GenBank genome assembly.